AUGCCUAAGCAUCCCGCCCACCCACCUCCAGCACCCCCUCCCUCUCCUGAUCCAACCGCCGUAGUUUACGACAGAGGCCAGGAAGAUAAUCGCCAGCGACCCACCUCUCCCCAACGCCCGCAGUCCCCAUUCCCCUCCAGGACUUUUGAGCAACGACAAGACCCUAAUCCUCGUCCCCCUAAACCCAAGUCUGGGCCUAGGCCUAACCGUUCUAGGAACACUCGUGCUGCUCAACGUGGACCUGUGCUUACCCAACCAACUCAUGCUGCUCAGUUUCCCCCUCGCUCUACCAAUACCGGCGCUCGUCCUGGUUCUGGGGGUGCUCGUACUGAUACCAAUGAUAGUGCUGCGGCCGGUGGGAGGGUAAAUAGGCUUCAUAGGGUCGCUGGGUUUGAGAGGUUACGUCAGUGA
Morchella importuna is the source of this 411-nucleotide messenger RNA. RefSeq lists its product as uncharacterized. The record is from RefSeq and is a predicted model, not a curated record. The transcript has a single exon. NCBI's taxonomy places the organism in Eukaryota, Fungi, Ascomycota, Pezizomycetes, Pezizales, Morchellaceae. The coding region runs from base 1 to 411 and encodes 136 amino acids.